AUGGACGAUAUAGCGGGGUUGGGCUGGUCUUCAACCCCGACCAAUGGACAGAAAACCGCAGCAUCGAACUAUUCGGCCUUCUCGACCUUGAAACCUACUCCUCCGGUCUCAGGACAGGCGUCGCCGCUGAAUUCGACAUCCCCACAUCCUCCUACCAAACCCAUUACUCCUUCCGACGACAGUUUUGCCAACCUGGUGUCAUUCGGGGGGAAUUCUAACAAGAAUCUGUCUCUGCUAGAGCAACAGAAGAGGCAGACGGAGGCGAAGCUGCAUCAGCAGCGGGCUCAAAGUCAAACACUAAAAGACCAAUAUGCUGGCGGGGAUGACCAAUUCUGGAACACUUUAGGGAGUGGCAGGGGAACGCCGUCCACGGACAGUUCUCGGAAUGCAACAACCUCGAAGAAUGGUGUCGUGAACGAUGGUGGCGACGAUGAUCUCUUUGCUGCUUUCAAUCGCCCUCCUGAGGCUACAUCAAAGCUAGCUACUGCAGCUUCGGAGAGAACCGUAAUAAAUAACGAUGACGACCUAUUUGGGCUUUCAAAUUCUGCUUCACAGAGGGCCCCAACUACCGUCACUGCUAUCUCCACGGACGACGAUGUGCUUGGACUGCUCGGUAGGCCUGCACCUGCCCUGACUAGGAAAGAACAUCCUCCGCCUGCGGCGAAGGCGAAGGCUGAAUCAGCGGACCUUCAUCCUCAAGACAGAGCGGUCGCGGAGCUUGUCGACAUGGGAUUUACCGCUGACAAGGCAAAAAUUGCUCUACAACACACCAAAUCCGGCACUGACAUCCAGGCUGCCGUGGGGUACCUGCUUAAUGAGGCACACUCUGACUCACGCCAGCACUCACAGUCAAGAGGUGCGAUUUGGGAAGGGGGGCAGUCAAAUGUUGACCGGACGAGAAGCGGACCCCGAUUACCAACAUCAAGGCCGUCGACACUGUCUGAAACGGAAAACGGCACUAGAAAUCGAGACCAGGGCUUUGCACGCACCACAGAAACAGACAUCGAACACAAGGCAGCCGAAUUUGGAAAUAACUUUUUGAAAACAGCUGGUGCAUUGUGGAAACAAGGCACAAAGAAAGUUCAACAAGCUGUACAGGAACUUAACUCUGACAGCGAUUCUGGUAGUCAGCCCCGUUGGAUGCGAGAAGCAGAGCGGCCGAUUCGAAGUGAUGCUCGAGUCCGACGGAGGGAGGACGAACUGGUCAAAAGUCGGAUACAAACGCCAAGUAGCGAUGUUCAAGGCUCUGUCGGUGUCACAGACGAAGCUAUGAUGCUCGAAUCUAGCCGGCCAAACCCCCCACCGCGUCUGGUGGCAUCGUCGCGGGCAGACCGGCGGGUUGACUCUAGCGCUGACAGCUCUCGCGACCAUUCCCCGAGUAUGCACUCAAGUCUACGGGAAUCGCUUUCACAGAAACAGCCUGCGUUCAUGCGGCAGCAGAACUCGGCUCCGAUUGCAAGCUCAAGAUCCACAUUAAACAAAACGACAGCUGAGGAGCAAGCCGCCCAAGCAUAUGUCAGUUCAGCCCGACGGCGCAAGCCUCCGCCCGAGUCUCAAGUGCCUACUGCCUCAUCAGAACCAGAUCUUCUUGAUGGAGCGCCGAAGACUGUGGGCAACACAAGGGAGCCCGUAAAGGUAGCAUCGAAUCUUCCCGCUCGUCCUCACUCACAACUUGCGAGGCGUGUGGAAGCACCUGUACGGCAGCCAACUCCAACUCGCAGGAUCCCUCCGGUAUCUGAAAUCAGUCUCAAAGCAUCUCAUUCACACCGCGAAAAAGGGAACGAACACUUCAAACGCGGGGACUAUUCCUCCGCCCACCAAUCGUACGCCACAUCCAUAUCACACCUGCCGGAAAACCACCCUCUGGUCAUUGUUCUUCUUACCAACCGAGCUUUGACGGCACUGAAAAUAGGGGAACCGAAAGCCGCCAUCGCAGACGCGGAUAGAGCCAUAGCUGUGAUCGGCCCAUCAAAAGGUGAAUCUGAAACCAUCGAUCUCGGCACUGGUGAUGCUCCCAAGCCCAUGCGUGAGUACUACGGCAAGGCCCUUAUGCGCAAAGCCGAGGCCCUAGAACAGAUGGAAAAAUGGGCUGAGGCGGCUCUUGCCUGGCAUGAAGCUGUCGCGGGCGGCCAUGGCGGCGCUUAUAGUAUUCAAGGCCGCAUCCGCUCUGAGAAGGCCACAAACCCAAAACCAUCGAAAACAGCACCUUCGCUAGCUGCGAGGAAGCCCGCCGCCUCCACUCCUGUCAUAAGCCGCCGUCCCGCAACAAUAGCAUCAUCAUCGUCGUCAUUGUCAUCUGCCUCAGCAGCGACAGCGACAGCUCCAGCGGCCGCCGUGGCGCGACUCCGCGCAGCGAACGUUGCAGCAGAAAAGGCGGACGACGAGAAAUUUCGUCUCGCAGAUUCCGUUGACGCUCGUAUUCAAGCGUGGAAAGGCGGCAAGGCCGAUAACCUGCGGGCUCUCCUGGCAAGUCUGGAGAACGUGUUGUGGGCAGGCUCAGGGUGGAAGAAGAUCAGCAUGGCCGACCUUGUACUACCUGGCAAAGUUAAGGUCCACUAUAUGAAGGGAAUAGCGAAGGUGCAUCCUGAUAAGAUUCCGACGGACGCAACGACCGAGCAGCGCAUGAUUGCCGGGGCAGUGUUCAGCACGCUCAACGAGGCAUGGGACAAAUUCAAGGCGGAGAACGGGCUCUAA
Messenger RNA from Capronia epimyces CBS 606.96, 2694 nucleotides. RefSeq lists its product as uncharacterized. The transcript is spliced from 2 exons. Bases 1 to 2694 code for a protein of 897 amino acids. The record is from RefSeq and is a predicted model, not a curated record. Gene Ontology annotation, cellular component: intracellular membrane-bounded organelle; vesicle; cytoplasm. Lineage: Eukaryota; Fungi; Ascomycota; Eurotiomycetes; Chaetothyriales; Herpotrichiellaceae. Gene Ontology annotation, molecular function: clathrin binding. Gene Ontology annotation, biological process: clathrin-dependent endocytosis; clathrin coat disassembly.